Molecule: messenger RNA, 2454 nt
Organism: Aspergillus japonicus CBS 114.51
Lineage: Eukaryota; Fungi; Ascomycota; Eurotiomycetes; Eurotiales; Aspergillaceae
Product: Ytp1 family protein
Exons: 4
Coding region: 302-2092 (596 amino acids)
Source: RefSeq, a predicted model, not a curated record
AUUUCCUUCUCCCUUCAGUCCUUGGAUCAUCCGUAAGCCACCAGUUAGGGUUCCCUUGAGCUCUUGCUUCUUAUACUUCCAGUCCGCUCUCCAACUGCACCGCGCUCGACCGUCGGUCCUUUGCAUCCACAACAGCCCUACCACCUCGGCCAACAAUUCCCUUCCUAAUUCCAGAGGCACCGUCUCUUCAGCCUAGGGAGCAGUUGUUGGGUGCCCAAGCAAGCUCGUAGCCCUUGCGCUCCAUAAAUUCCCUUUUGUCGCAUUUUCUUAUUGUCGCAAAACCAAAUUCAAGCUUGCGCUCAUGUGGCAGCGAGCUUCCCGUGCCGCGUUCGCGGCGUCUUCCUUUCUAAUCACGGUUGCGAAUGCUAUUCCGCAUGGAGAUGAUGAUGGAAUGCACAUGGACAGCGGCAUGGACAUGUCCAGCCACGAUUCGCAACCCACGGAAAACACAGAGACGACUGACGACUCGCCUAUGAGUUACUUUGCCUAUGGCAAGCAUAGCGGCGCAAUCAUGGCGCACAUCGGUCUGAUGGUCGUUGCCUGGUGCUUCAUCCUCCCAAUUGCGGUCAUGCUCAGUGUUGGACGAUCCCGCUUUGCCUUGCCGUCGCAAUUCCUCUUCCUGGUGCUUAAUGCGGUUGGGAUGCUUGUCGGAAUAAUCUACAACAGCCAGACCCCAGAUCUAUACGAAAACAAUGCUCAUCACAAGAUUGGUUGGAUCGUGACCUGGGUUAUCAGCGCUCAAGUGAUUAUGUCGCUGAUUUUCGCCUACGCCGGACGAGGGGAGACCGAAAAUAGCUCCUAUGAACGCGCAGCGUUCCUUCCUGUGUCGACCGAUGAAAUGGCCGAUAGCCACCACACCUUCCCUACUGGCCCUCGUCACUCAUAUCGUUGGUCGAGAGAUAGCGGGCAGGGAACUGAAAGAAAUUCCUCCUCGAUCCACUGUCCAGAGUCGCCAUCGUGUGCGUCCGCAUCGGACGAGUACGACGGCUUCGAAAAACCCGAGGACCCUGUCCCUGAGAACCCCCCUCAGUCACACAGACCCAUGCGCAUCCCCAUUGUUGACCGCUUCCUGGCCAGCUGUGUGCCGGGUAUGGUGUCCAACCGUGUGCUCCGCGUCCUUUCGGUCAUCUACAAGAUCAUCGACAGGAUCAUCCUGCCUUUUGGCUUUGUCGCUCUUGUGACUGGUUUUGUGACCUACGGCGGUAUUAUGCGCGGCAAGGAAGUUUUCAACGGUCUUGCGCAUUUCAUCAAAGGCGGAAUCUUCGUGUGGUACGGUCUGUUGACACUAGGACGAAUGCUUGGCUGUUGGGCAGAUCUCGGCUGGGCCUGGAAUGUGAAACCGUCCAGCGCUAUUGUUGGGAAAUGGAAGGCCAAAGUCCCUACUGGAGAGUUCACUGAGUCGUUCGUGAUCUUCCUCUAUGGUGCGAGUAACAUGUUUCUGGAGCACCUCACAGGCUGGGGCGGCAAGUGGACUGCGACCGACUUUGAGCAUGUCUCGAUCUCCAUCAUGUUCUUUGGUGGUGGACUGUGUGGCAUGCUAUUCGAGUCGAGACGCGUCAAGAGCUGGUUGAACAGCACUGUCCUGCAAUAUCCAUCCCACAUGAACGCUCAUACCUCCAGCGAUACUGCCUGGCAGCUUCCUGACACCCAGGGUGUUUCCCUCAACCCUAUGCCUGCAUUGAUUAUCCUUCUUCUGGGCAUGAUGAUGGGCUCUCACCAUCAAGACAGCAUGGUAUCGACAAUGGUGCACAAGCAGUGGGGCAACCUUCUUGUCGGAUUUGCGCUUGCUCGGGGCGUGACUUAUGUCCUGAUGUAUCUGAAGCCGCCUACCUCCUACUUGCCUGCUCGUCCGCCAACUGAGAUCGUGGCUGCCUUCUGCCUCAUUUCUGGUGGCCUGGUUUUCAUGCUUAGUACACGCAGCGUGAUUCAGGCUAUGGAAUACUACGACCUCGAUGCGAUGUUUGUGUUCACUGUCACCAUGGGCUUGACCGCCUUCGUUAUGGCCUACGAGAUCCUCGCGAUCGCCCUCAAAGCCUGGGCGGUGAAACGGGAAUCCCGUCCCCGGCUCCCACCUUAUCAGUUCCCCGCUUGAAUGAAAAUAUUAUCUACAUCGUGUAUACUGUGGUUUCUCAGUCCAAGGAGACCUCAGGAGCACUUUACAGAUGAGGAUACACGAGAAAGAACCCCGCAAAAAAAAGAUUUGCUUUCCACAGCAUUAUACCCCCCACGGAUAUCGGUUAUCCUUCGGCCUGGUGUUGGAGCGCAGGAUUCGAGCUCUGACGAUGAACAUGACCCCAUUUACCACGGCCUUUUUGCGAUGAAUCUUGUCUUAAUGUGAUGCCCAUGAAUGAAUGAUCUGCCUGAAUCUCUGAGGCAAUAAUGAGGAGGAUAUGAGGGCCAUGUAGUAAUCAAGUUGAUACCUGAUAAUAAGGGCUUAAUAUAUGAACAUUUGGU